AUGUCAACGACAACAAAUAAGUCUUUCUUUACGCUGUAUAUUUGUCUCGAAUCGAUAGGAUUACUGUUGAUAAUACCAUCAAUAAUUAUCCUUUUGCACCCACGCACAAAACCUUUUCUCACGAAACGGACAUUACGCCAAUACUUUCUCGCAAGUUUUUUUGAAAGAAUUUUCAGAAUACCGCUCAUCGUAAUUUACAAUACUCUGACACCAAAAACGCCAGGAACACUGUGUAUAUUUCAAGCACAUCUCAGUAAUCUACUUUCUUAUCCAUUACAAAUGAUACCAGCAGCGCUGACCUUCUAUCUUUGGUUCGCUGUGGCAAGAAAUAAAAAUAUGGAAAAAGUGUUGUAUUCGUGGUUAACGUCGAUUAUUUGGAUCGUGGCGGUUGUUGGAUCGCUUGCUCAACUGUUCAGUCUUUCGAAUGACGAUUACUGGGGUGUCAAGAUUAAAGACGAUGGGUGUGAUUUAGGGCCUAGUAAUUAUCGACUAUUUCAGAUUAUUCCUACCGUGACUUUUGCUGUAAUCGGAUUAGGGUUUGCUGUUGCCUCGGUAUAUGCGUUUUGCAGCAUAUGGUUACGGCAGAUUGAACGAACUGUGCUUGGAUAUUGGUACUCUCUUUCCCUCGCGAGUGCAUGCCUACUAGUUACCGUAAUAAAUGUAUCUAAUAGUACUGCCGCUGCAUACAAUGUAAUGAUUGCAAAUUCCUAUCAACUACCGAUAUUUUUGUUACAUCUCAAAGCAAUACUUGGACCAUUACUCUACACAAUAUUCGUAAUAUGCGAGUAUGACAACACGCCGUUGCACCGAUGGUGCAAAUGUGGCGAAAACUAUGAGGAGGACGACGAGGAUAGUAAUGACACCGUGAUCUUGUCGUGGCCUUCUUCAAACACGUUGACCGAACCACGAUUCACGACGUCGACGAUGUUUGGUAAGCCGGAUAUGAUGGAAAGGGGACGUGUCACUGCUGCUGAUUCUGGAGUAUUUCCAGGUUAG
Ambispora leptoticha is the source of this 996-nucleotide messenger RNA. The record is from the annotation of a GenBank genome assembly. NCBI's taxonomy places the organism in Eukaryota, Fungi, Glomeromycota, Glomeromycetes, Archaeosporales, Ambisporaceae.